Molecule: messenger RNA, 1745 nt
Organism: Anopheles cruzii
Lineage: Eukaryota; Metazoa; Arthropoda; Insecta; Diptera; Culicidae
Gene: Lcch3
Product: gamma-aminobutyric acid receptor subunit beta-like
Exons: 8
Coding region: 59-1567 (502 amino acids)
Biological process (GO): nervous system process; chemical synaptic transmission; signal transduction
Cellular component (GO): synapse; GABA-A receptor complex; neuron projection
Molecular function (GO): extracellular ligand-gated monoatomic ion channel activity; GABA-A receptor activity; neurotransmitter receptor activity
Source: RefSeq, a predicted model, not a curated record
GGCGACGCGAACGACAGAUAGCGUGAGGCUCAGCCGAAACGCGCAAAGGAAGGAAGGCAUGUGGCAGUUCCUGGUGUUCUUCGUUCUCAACUCAGCACCGACGGGCGAUGCACUGCGCAGCGUUCACCAAAAGUCCAUGGCGGCCGGUCGCCUGGAGAAUGUGACACAGACCAUAUCCCGUAUCCUGGAGGGCUACGACAUUCGGCUCCGGCCCAACUUCGGUGGUGAACCGUUGCACGUCGGGAUGGAUCUUACCAUAGCGAGCUUCGACGCCAUAUCGGAAGUGAAUAUGGACUACACUAUCACUAUGUACCUAAACCAGUACUGGAAGGACGAACGGCUAGCGUUCAACGCGUUCGCCCUGUGGGGAGACAAUCAGAACAGCGAGCACGCCGAGCGGGACAUCAUGAUCGAGGACGACGGGGCCAACGACGUCAUCACGCUGUCCGGUGACUUCGCCGAGAAGAUCUGGGUGCCGGACACGUUCUUCGCCAACGACAAGAACAGCUUCCUGCACGACGUCACCGAGCGGAACAAGCUGGUCCGGCUGGCGGGCGAUGGCGCUGUCACGUACGGGAUGCGCUUCACCACGACGCUGGCGUGCAUGAUGGACCUGCACUACUACCCGCUCGACUCGCAGAACUGCACCGUCGAGAUCGAAAGCUAUGGGUAUACCGUGUCGGAUGUGGUGAUGUACUGGAAGACUACACCGAUUCGUGGCGUGGAGGAAGCCGAGCUGCCCCAGUUCACCAUCAUCGGCUACGAAACGAACGACCGGAAGGAGAAGCUGGCCACGGGCAUCUACCAGCGGCUGUCGCUGUCGUUCAAGUUGCAGCGCAACAUUGGCUACUUCGUGUUCCAGACCUACCUGCCGAGCAUACUGAUCGUGAUGCUGUCGUGGGUGUCGUUCUGGAUCAACCACGAGGCGACGUCGGCCCGCGUCGCCCUCGGCAUCACGACCGUGCUCACGAUGACCACCAUCAGUACCGGCGUGCGGAGCUCGCUACCCCGCAUCUCGUACGUGAAGGCGAUCGACAUCUACCUGGUGAUGUGCUUCGUGUUCGUGUUCGCCGCGCUGCUCGAGUAUGCCGCCGUCAACUAUACCUACUGGGGUGCGCGGGCGAAGAAGAAAAGCAAAACGAACAAGGACGCCGAGCGGAAAGUGUUUGGAAAAACGGAAAAAACGGCCUGCUCGUCGGCCGAUGACAUCAUCGAGCUGCAGGACAUCCGCAUGAGCCCGAUCGCGUCGCUCCGCAACCGCCACUACCCCAACAGUGCCACCGUCACGACCAGCGACUCGGCGGUCGACUCCACCAAGUUUCCGCCGAGCUUCCGGAUUGCGCGGUCGUACGGCUCGAGCACCCGGAGCGGCCUCAGGUAUCGCAGUGCGCGAGGUCAGGGCCGCCCGAAAAUGCUGCACGCGAUCAAGCGCGGUGCGUCCGUCAUCAAGGCGUCGAUACCGAAGAUCAAGGACGUGAACGUGAUCGACAAGUACUCGCGCGUCAUCUUCCCGGUCAGCUUUGCCGCGUUCAACGCAGGUUACUGGAUAUUCUACGUCUUCGAGUGACCCGCAGGAAGCGAGUGAACGGAAGCGGAACCCGUGCCGAAGACCCAUCGCCCACUCCCCAGCCACCCUUCACGUGUCACUCACCGUCCCUUCCGCAUCGUCCAGCGCGUCGCGUUGUGGUCCAACUCCGGUCCAACAUCCGGUCGUCCGGUCCGGAGCGAAGCGCCCCUUUAGAGAG